This is a messenger RNA of Lagopus leucura (white-tailed ptarmigan), 4936 nucleotides long. It is a transcript of the gene RBM12, whose product is annotated as RNA binding motif protein 12. The coding region runs from base 326 to 2968 and encodes 880 amino acids. Gene Ontology annotation, biological process: regulation of RNA splicing. The transcript is spliced from 4 exons. The record is from RefSeq and is a predicted model, not a curated record. Gene Ontology annotation, cellular component: nucleoplasm; ribonucleoprotein complex. Gene Ontology annotation, molecular function: RNA binding. NCBI's taxonomy places the organism in Eukaryota, Metazoa, Chordata, Aves, Galliformes, Phasianidae.
CGGUCGGUGGCGCUGGGCUCGGCGCGGAGCGGGGCCCGGGGGCGGUGUUGGCGCCGUUCUUAACCCUUUUUCCCGUACAGAUCCCUCGGCAGGACAAGCGGCUGUUGGCUCCUCGGUGGACUCCUGGGAGGGCCCCGCGUCGGGCGUGCCGUGGCAGUGGAUGGCGGUGGCUGUUGGCGUGUAGCCGCGAGGUGUUGUGGAGCCCCGGCGGUGCGCAGAGUCUAAAAGUUGGUUUUAAUUGGUUGCCCACAGGAUUGGCUUGGCUUCUGCUACUUGUUAAGAAAAAAACAUCUGUCUUUGCAGGUGUGUGUUGUUUCAGCGCAGCAUGGCUGUGGUCAUCCGCUUGCAAGGUCUCCCGAUUGUGGCGGGGACCAUGGACAUCCGUCACUUCUUCUCUGGAUUGACCAUUCCCGAUGGGGGCGUGCAUAUUGUAGGGGGUGAACUGGGUGAGGCUUUCAUCGUUUUUGCCACUGAUGAAGAUGCAAGGCUUGGUAUGAUGCGCACAGGUGGUACAAUUAAAGGGUCAAAAGUAACACUGUUACUGAGCAGUAAAACUGAAAUGCAGAACAUGAUAGAGCUCAGCCGUAGGCGUUUUGAAACUGCUAAUCUAGAUAUGCCGCCAGCAAACGCUAGCAGGUCGGGACCACCUCCUAGUUCGGGGAUGAGUGGAAGGGUUAACUUGCCUACUACUGUACCUAACUUUAAUAAUCCUUCUCCUAGCGUAGUAACAGCUUCCACGACUGUGCAUGAGAGCAAUAAAAACAUAUCCACAUUUUCUACUGCCAGUAUGGGGACUGCACCUCCAAAUCUUGGAAAUACUUUUGGUAGCCCCACGUUUAGCUCAACUAUACCCAGUACAGCAUCCCCGAUGAACACAGUACCUCCUCCACCAAUCCCUCCUAUUCCAGCUAUGCCGUCUUUGCCACCGAUGCCUUCCAUUCCUCCAAUUCCUGUUCCUCCUCCCGUACCCACACUGCCUCCUGUUCCUCCGGUCCCACCGAUACCCCCUGUGCCCCCAGUGCCCCCAAUGACACCUAUACCUCCCAUAUCAGGAAUGCCUCCUCUGAAUCCUCCGCCUGUAGCACCUUUACCCACUGGAAUGAAUGGGUCUGGAGCGGCAGUGAAUAUGAACAGCGGCUUGAAUCCAUUGUUUAUUGGUCCCAUGAAUCCUGUAAAUCCUAUCCAGAUGAAUUCUCAGAGUAGCGUCAAACCAAUUCCAAUCAAUCCGGAUGAUUUGUAUGUCAGCGUUCACGGAAUGCCCUUUUCUGCGACAGAAUCUGACGUGAAAGAAUUUUUCCUUGGGCUGCGUGUGGAUGCGAUCCACAUGCUGAAGGAUCACGUGGGUCGAAAUAAUGGAAAUGGACUAGUGAAAUUUUUUUCUCCUCAAGAUACAUUUGAAGCACUGAAACGAAACAGAAUGCUGAUGAUUCAGCGGUAUGUUGAAGUUAGUCCUGCAACAGAGAGACAGUGGGUGGCUGCCGGAGGCCACAUAACGUUCAAGCAAACCAUGGGCCCCUCUGGGCAGCCGCACCCUCCUCCUCCACAGCCUCAUUCUAGGUCCAAAUCUCCCAGCGGACAGAAGAGAUCCCGGUCGCGAUCUCCCCACGAGCAGGGUUUCUGUGUCUAUUUGAAAGGUCUUCCCUUUGAAUCGGAGAACAAGCAUGUGAUCGACUUUUUUAAAAAGCUGGACAUAGUUGAAGACAGCAUCUAUAUAGCUUAUGGACCUAAUGGGAAGGCAAUUGGGGAGGGUUUCGUGGAGUUCAGGAAUGAAGCUGAUUACAAAGCAGCUUUGUGUCAUCAUAAGCAGUACAUAGGGAAUCGUUUUAUUCAAGUUCAUCCAAUUACUAAAAAGGCAAUGUUAGAAAAGAUAGAUCUGAUUCGUAAAAGGUUGCAGAAUUUCAACUAUGACCAGAGAGAAAUCAUCAUGAAUGCUGAGGCAGAGUCAGGCUCGCCAAAGCUGUGUGCGCAUAUUUCUAAUAUUCCAUACAAUAUAACAAAAAUGGAAAUUCUUCAGUUUCUAGAGGGACUGGCAGUAGAAGAAAGCUCUGUGCAAAUUCUUGUUGAUAAUAACGGGCAAGGUUUAGGACAAGCACUGGUUCAGUUCAAAGCUGAAGAUGAUGCUCGUAAAGCAGAGCGUUUGCACCGUAAAAAGCUGAAUGGAAGAGAUGUUGUUUUACGUUUGAUUACUGUAGAAGAAAUGAGAGAUAUCGAGAGAAACCCUCCGUCUCAAGGGAAAAAAAUCCUGAAAAUACCGAUACAAGGAAACGUAGCUGUGCCGGGAGCGCAGCCCCCUGCUGGAGAUGAGCAUGCCUUCUUGGGAGGAAAUCCUAAGGAUGCAAACAAUGGUCCUCCGUUCAACUUCCCCGGUAACUUUAGUGGGUCUGGCACGUUCGGUCCGCCUCUGCCACCACCUGGAAUAGGGGGCUUUGCUGAUGCUAGACCUGGAAUACCUGCGGUUGCAAGCGCUGCUUUGCCCGGUGCGGGUAUUGAGGUCCCAGGUUUUGCAGGCGGUCCUGCUAAUUUGAGUGGACCAUCGGGUUUUGGAGGGGGCCCUCAGAGUUUUGGUAACGGUCCUGGCAAUCUGAGUGGACCCCCUGGCUUUGCUGGUGGGCCUCCAGGAAUUGCCGGCGGUCUUGGGCAUUUAGGUGGGCCUCCCGCGUUCGGACCCGGACCGGGAAACAUACACAUUAGUGGGCCGCCGGGUUUUGGAACGGGGUCUGGGAAGCCAGGACCAACCGUCAUUAAAGUGCAAAAUAUGCCCUUCACUGUUUCUGUGGAUGAAAUUUUGGAUUUCUUUUAUGGUUACCAAGUGAUCCCUGGUUCAGUGUGCUUAAAAUACAAUGAGAAAGGCAUGCCCACGGGAGAAGCGAUGGUUGCAUUUGAGUCUCGUGAUGAAGCGAUGGCAGCAGUCGUUGAUUUAAAUGACAGGCCUAUAGGCUCAAGGAAAGUAAAGCUUGUUUUAGGGUAGCUGUUAAUAUGGAGUAGUUGUAGAAUAGGUAUUCAUAGUGCUGUGAUAAAUGCAUCCGGAUUGGUUUUUAUAGUAUUUCCAGGAUAGAACCUGUGGAUUGUUCCAGUUGUAAACCAGACUUGUUUUGAUAAGGCAGAGCACUGCGUUAGCCGUGGCAGAAGAAGCACUGCAAGGAUCCAUGCGCAGUGGAUUUCCCCGUGCAAACGUGUGGAGAAGGUAGGCAGGUUAUUUUUCAUCAUAGACGUUCGGUGAGCUGGACGCAGUGCUUAACAAGGAACCUUGGCUGGUGUUUCGUAGUUUCAGAUAAGGGAAAUAGAUGAAGUCAGUGAAGCUCUUCAGUGAGUGCUCUUGCAAGCCAUUGUAAAAUAGAUAGCUAUUUCUAGAUUUGGUUAAAAGCUGGCUGAAUUUGCUUUGUUUACAGGUCAAAGCUUUGUUUAAAGUCCUGAUUUUACUCUGCAACUGAACGAAUUCUGAGUGUACACAGAUUAAUUGUUUUGUGUAUGUAUUUUUAUUUUUUUUCCAAGAUUCUGACUGUAUGAACAGUUGAAUUAUGCCCAUUGCUGAUGUGUCUACCAAACUAAUUCCUAUGAGUAUGAGCAGAAUCGUUCUGUAAAAUUCAAGCUGUUCUUUGUGGAAUAACCUUUAGUUAUUUAUAUAUUGCAAUUAUAACUGUGCAGAAUAAGACUUUUGCCACGAGUAUAGCUAACCUCAAACAUUAUAUGAGUUUUAUAGUACGUUUAAAACAUUUGCAGUAGAAGUAACAACUUGAAAAUGCUCAUUAUUGUUUAAGUAGCUUGAUUUGUUAGGAUCACAUGAAUCACUUGGGAUAGGAUCUUUGACACUAGUUGGGUAUGUUGUAUUUCUCAUGUGUCUCUUGACCUCCUUACAUAGAGUCUCUGCUAAGAGAACCAAAGCGGUGAUUAUUAGUUGAAGAUUGGAGUCCAGUUUUAAAUUAGUUUAUAUGUGAAAGAAGCUUUUAUCUUCAGCAACUCUGUCAUGAAUUACUGCUGUGGGUGAACUGAGAGAUAAAAAUUUAUUUUUCUCCAAAACUUGAAAAUACUGAGUUUACUAUAUAUUUUUGCAAUAAACUUGUGCUGUCGUUGUAUCCCGAGUCUGUAAAGAGUUGCCAUUUUCUUUGCUGUACAGUAAAACCCUUUCAUGGAAAAUUGGAAAGGAAGUAAUGACACAAGUGACAAGUAUAGAAAUUUUGGUUCAUCCUUGCUUGGCUGAUGAUAAAUUUUUCCAAAUUGGGGCAUUGCCUGAAAAAUCCCACUAUUCCCUGCAAAUCAUUGUACUUAAACAUAGCAACCUUUGAACUGUUUUUUGCUUUGUUUUUAUUUUAUUUUAUUUGUCGGAUAAGGAAAAACAGUGCCUUUUGGUGUUGCCUAUCACGGAACACUGAAGUGUAUGGUCAGGCAAAAUUGCGAGGUGCAAGUGGCAACAGUUUUAUUCCUGUGGUGUGUAGGAGAGCUUUGGAAACCUGUGCGGCGCUGCAUCCUGAGAGGAUUCCCAGUACAGGAAUGUGUGGAAGGAUUGUACAAAGGUGUACUUCAAUAAAGAGGCGGUUGCAUUACACAGAUGCUUCUGUAAUUCAUUAGCAUAACUUUGUUUUGACAGGUUACUAGGUGGUCCCAACUUUGGAAAAGUCAUGUGAUUUGUAUAUACUGUUUAAAAUUAAGCCUCCUGUUAAUAAAGCUGUCUGUCUCUGAAGCUUCAUAUUAUGCGUUUCAACAGUCUUUGGGAGUAAUGUUUCAACAGCAGAUCUUUGUUUUUUCUCUCUGAAAGUCUGAAGUACUCUUGCUGAUGUCAGAAAGAUGUGUGAUUAGGAGUCAAGCUUUUCAGUUUAUUUUUAAAAUUUUGCUCUUUGUUUUUUAAACAACUUUUAUUAAAGUUUCAUACUAUAUUGGAUUUAUUUGGAUGCUUGUUUCUUCAUGUUUCACAUUAGAAUAAAAUGACCUAAAAGGAAAA